UUUGCUUCUGAUCAUCUUAGCCUAGCUUUCUUUCCUGGUUCUCUGCUUUCCAUUAAACCUAUUUCCCACCCACCCCCGGGGGGGUAUUUUUCGCCUCCUUCAUCCCCUUUCUUUCUCCCCGGCUCCCUCCUCUCUCCUCCCCUUAUUUCCCUGGGCUCUGCACAGGCCCAGUUUCUCUAAUCAGAUGAAGCUGCAGGAUUAUCUCUCUGUCCCUCGCUGCCAGUCUCCAUUUUGUUUCCUCUCCGUCGGGGGGAGGCAGCACUCCAGUCCAGUGGUGUUGUGGGGUCACACCUGUGGGUGUAAAGUAAAACUCCGUGGCGGCUUCUGCUGCUUCUCGUCGUGCGUGGAUGCUGGGCUGGCGUUCGCCCCCUGCUUUGUUGCCUAGUGGGAGCCCCCACGGGGAGGCUCCACUCUUAUGGCUUCUUCCGGGUUCCCUUUUUGAUUUCUGAGCAUCUUUGGAAGGAGAUCCACCCCCUCGAGGAGGCUUCCUGGCCUGGCAAGUCUGGAUGUGUGAGCUCUCUCUCUCUGUGGAGGGAAGGUAAGGACUGCGGGCAGGCGCUGCGGACUCUCUUUUCUGCUGCAGUUACCACGGAAUCUCGCUCUGGACGCGCGUCUUCGGGAACAACAAGAACUCUCAUUUGUCAUGGCAACUAACAGUCAUGGACUCCGCACCCAUUCCCAUCAAACCUUAAACUCUGUCUGCCAUGGUACCCUGAGUCUGAACAACCACCCUCUCUCAAAGAGCUCCUCAAAUUUGGCAGGUGUCCAGCGAGCGGAUUCUGAGGAAAGACAGAAUGGCAAACAGGAGCUCCGAAAAAGUCUCAGUAGUUCUGCUUGCCAAACCCAGGUGAGAGAGAAUGAUGUUGGAAGCACACCUAGUUCCGAAUGGUCUUCAACCCACUCAGAAAUUGCAUCCACUGUCAGGACUGUAAGCAGCGUGUCUCUGAGUGACAGUACGCAGAGUACUGCUAAGAGCUCCAAACAUUUCUUGUGUGUUGACCAGUCCCCAGUAUCUGGGGAAGGGAUGGGCAUGAGAACGCACAUCAAGAGCAGCACUAUUGACAAUGUAUCUUCACCUUAUGGUGCAAAUCCACAGCAUGUGAGUACAAUGGAGGGAUUGGGAGCUGGAGUCCAGAGAAGCCUUUCUGACCUGUCCUGUAGCUGCAAGCAACAGAGUUCCAUUCCCCACAUGGAGUCCAGUGCCACAUACUCGGCUAUGAGUUCCAACAGCAGUUAUGGUACUUCUGCGGGCCAUGUAGCUCAUCACAGACCACGCUAUGGGUCAGAAACGUAUGAAAACACCACAGAUUUUCAAAGCCACAUGACUCAGGUCCCCAGUUUGCCUAGAGACCAAAAUGUGCCCACUAACAUAUUUGACAAUGGUGCACUGUCACAUAAUGCGACUGUGUUUGCAGAUCCUGUAGCAUACCACACAAAUGUCCUUGGAUCACACAUGCAUGGUGAUAACCUCUCCAACAGGGCAAUGUAUGCUCAGGGUGGAAUUGUGUACAGUAACUUUUCAUCUGGCAUGUACCCAUCUGGCAUGAUGGCCAUUCACAACAGUUCUGCCCUUCCCUAUAACAUUAGGCAGGAGGCUGCUAUGAAGGUAGAAGGCACCAUCCCAGCCUAUUGCCAUUCCUUGCCAAUACCUUCUGUUCAGUUCAUUCCACGGCUGGUCUGCUCAGCUAGUGAAUCCGGGAAAGAACAAGUAAACCCUGGGUAUUGUCCAUCUUUGCCUACUACGGAAAUGGCAACCCCUCCUAAGCUGGUGUCAUCUGUCAGUGAAUCGGGCCUGGAUGCAAAACGCAUACUGAGAUGCUGUAGCACGCAUGGGGAACACAUGAUGCACGCUCAGCCUUACCCGCAGCCAAACAGGACCCAACAAGAAAUGAAGACAACCUAUGUGGUACUGAAUAGCCACCAAGAUGGUGUCAAUACUGUCACGAAGACUAAGGACACAUGGACUAUGACCUCCAUGAAUGACAUUGCCCGAGGACUGCAGCCUCCACCUGAGUGCAAAGAUGCAGAAGUACAAACCAUCCCAACAAAGGAAUGCAAGUCUGUGGCAACCAGCCCCUCUGUUGUAGCAGAAGGCCACCCUCACGUGUUCCCAGAAGUGAAUUUGGAACCCGAGGCAGAGGGCGAAAAGUCCCCAGUACGAGAAGUAAGAUGGGAUGAUGAAGGCAUGACGUGGGAAGUCUAUGGUGCAGCUGUUGAUCCUGAGGUUCUUGGGCUGGCCAUUCAGAAACAUCUUGAGAUUCAGAUAGAACAGUUUCAAAUGGAACCUGUGGUGCUUUCUAGGAAAUGUACAGAGGAACUGCCAGCUAAAGAGGAAAAAGAAGAAGAAGAAGAGGAAAAGGAGGAAAAGAAAACAUCUUUCAGAACAAUGCUGCAUUGUCUAAGAAAUCCCAGCUGCUGUGCCCGUUCCAGCACAGCAGUGGAAUAAACUUUCCCAGAGCUUGCUGUGAAAAAUGAAAGAACAGUUGCAAAUAAACAGGGUACCUUAAUACUGGUACAGAAUGUGUAAUCCCUUGGGAACAGAACUGGAAACUGUGAGCUGGUCUAAAAUAGAACUCUGCAAAAGUAGAGACUCCAGGGAGAAUCAUUAGUACAUGUUCUUGAGAGCUGAUCUACACAUUUUCUUAGAAUGUGGUGGUAGAAUUCUGGACUGUUUCAUUUCAGACCUCAGAUGUGGGGAGCAGAAUCAAAUUUUUGAUUGUUCCUCCACAUAAAAAAGCAUGCUUACUAAACUGGAGCAUGACAGAGAAAGGCAUGCUAAACUUUUCUCCCAGGUGUU
This is a messenger RNA of Hemicordylus capensis (graceful crag lizard), 2797 nucleotides long. It is a transcript of the gene GPRIN2, whose product is annotated as G protein regulated inducer of neurite outgrowth 2. NCBI's taxonomy places the organism in Eukaryota, Metazoa, Chordata, Lepidosauria, Squamata, Cordylidae. Gene Ontology annotation, cellular component: plasma membrane. Bases 644 to 2446 code for a protein of 600 amino acids. The record is from RefSeq and is a predicted model, not a curated record. Gene Ontology annotation, biological process: neuron projection development. The transcript has 2 exons.